This is a messenger RNA of Oncorhynchus mykiss (rainbow trout), 3217 nucleotides long. RefSeq names its product protein phosphatase 1 regulatory subunit 3C-B. NCBI's taxonomy places the organism in Eukaryota, Metazoa, Chordata, Actinopteri, Salmoniformes, Salmonidae. Gene Ontology annotation, cellular component: protein phosphatase type 1 complex. Gene Ontology annotation, molecular function: protein phosphatase 1 binding; glycogen binding. Gene Ontology annotation, biological process: regulation of glycogen biosynthetic process. The record is from RefSeq and is a predicted model, not a curated record.
UCUCCUCCACUCCCCAUCCUGCAACGUAACCCGAACCGACUAGACAUUUCAGCACCUCGGGUAGGACGGUAGACGCGCAACGCUGAGCUGGUCGCUGAUUGCUCGAGCGCUCGGCGUUUGGCUUUACCAUUGGCUAUCAUCCGGGGUUAAUUUGAAGCAGUAUGCGAAUCGUCUGGAUGUACAGAUGGAGACUGGAGAGCGCCUAAGCCAUUGUCAGUACAGCUGGACUGCAGAGGUGAAGUGGGCGUGCCACGCAGCAUUCAGGAUCCUCAACCUUCAUUGGAAUGGCAAAAUAAAUAAUAACACAAUUCUGUUCUUAUGAAGUUAGUCCGUUUAUUCAUCAGCAACAUUUAAGGUUUUUGACUGUUUCAACGCUUUCCAAUGAAUUGCACAAGGGUCCUACACAUGUUGGACACCAGGCCGAUGCCAGGUCCUAUCAUGCCAGUAGAUGUAGCCAUGAGGAUCUGCCUGGCAAGCUCUCCGCCCCUCCGCAGCUUCUUCAGCACGUACGAGGACUGCCGAUCGCGAAACCUGGCCAACUGCUACAAACCACUGAGGCCGUGCAUCAGCUCCAAGCAGGAGGCAGAGGCCUCCAGCCUGGGAUGGAAGAGUCCCAAGGCCAGCGGGAAGAAGCGGGUGGUCUUUGCCGAUUCAAAAGGCAUGUCCCUAACGGCCAUCCAUGUCUUCAAGGAGUUUGAGGAGGACCCACUGUCUGACCUGCAAUUUGACCUGUCUGACCUGGCCAAUGCCACCACCGGCCUGAAGGUCUCCAUAGAGAAAAGUUUCACUCUGGACUUCCCUCAGCCUGCUGCAGAUUAUCUUGACUUCAGGAACCGGCUUAAGAAGAACCAAGUGUGUCUGGAGAACUGCACGCUCCAGGAACGGUCACUCACUGGCACUGUGAAAGUGAGGAAUGUAAGCUUUGAGAAACUGGUUUCCAUACGGAUAACGUUUGACUCAUGGGAAACACACACGGACGUUGCAUGUACGUACCUGAACAAUGUGUACGGUUGUUUGGACACGGACACCUUCGCUUUCACCGUCGACCUGCCAAGUUCUGUGCCCUCGCAGGAGCGUGUAGAGUUCUGCAUAUGCUUCACUACCCAGGAUCAGACGUACUGGGACAACAACGAUGAGAAGAACUACAAGUUGCUCCACAACGACACAGACGCUGACCAGACCAGCAAUCCCAUCAUCCAGACCACCGCACCAGUUGAGUUCAAGAGAGACGGCAAGACGCCGGAGAUGGAGUUUGACCAGUUCGGGAGCCCGAGAACGUCCAGUGGAUUCUUCCCUGAAUGGCAGAGCCGGGGACGCAUAGAGACCACGGCCCCAUACUGGUGAAGCAACAACAGGGCCUUUAUGAGAAAUCCACAAGAUGCUCUCAUAACAUCAACUCCAUUUGAGCGAUAGCAGAACAUUUAACUGUGUGUUCAUAUGAGAGUGCCGGCUGACCCCCCCUCAACAAUGAAGAUAUAACCACAAUCUGAACCGUUAAGAUGACUCGAGCAUCAACAGUUGCGGUCAUUGUGGGGCCCUAAGAAUGGACAUCUUUGUUUUUGUCACUGCAGUGGAAAGGUUCAGAAUGUGCUGUCUCUUCAUGUUUUGUGGGUAUAUGUGAAGAAACAGAAAUCUAUAAACAACCAUUUGAUCCUGUUGUUGUCAUCCAGUUAACCCCCUAAUCAUUGUGUACCUGUACACAACAUAAAGCAUUGUGGUAAUAUGCCAUCAUAGCCACACAAAUAUUAUGAUUUAAAUUGCCUAGAAUUAAUUGCAAAGGGCAUUAAAGGCUCAGAUAUAAUAGUGUACUCAAUUUAUGCAGUGAACUAAAGCAUUUUAUAGAUUUGGAAAUGUGUUAAAUUAUGAUUUGUCGUAACAUAGAUGCCUUCCUCUGUGAUGUUACUUUGAUUGUCCGAUAAGCAGUUUGUAAUACAAGGGCGUUACUUCACCACCUGUAUACACAGUGAGUAAAGCUGUUUUCAAAAACAGAAAGACCACUCCAAAUUUGGGAGCCUGCACUUUAAUUCAUAUUUUUAGCAUUUAGGUUUAGCAUUUUGUACAUGGAGUGCUGUUUUGGUGAGUUUACAGUAUAUCAACAUAAUUAGCUUUACUUGCCCUAUAAUAGCUGAAACUAUUCCUUGGUGUUAGAUGUACGGCAAGCCACCAGAAUAUCAGUACAAUGUAAGUAAGUCACGCGAAUGUUGCCAGACAUUGUUGCCAGAGCACACAACUUUGCACUGACCGGAUUAUGGUAUGCCUUUAACAUGUGAAAGAAUAAGAAGUUGAAAGUGGAAUCAUUUGGUACAACAUAAAGUACUUCAUAUUGAAGUUGUCUAAAAUGCCAUGGUACCAUUUGAUUGAAGACUUUCAGGUGAAAAAAAUGAAAAGCAAUACAGGUAAAUAUGCAUGACGAUACCCCAGCAUAUUAUCAAUUAGUUGUAGGCCUAAAUGGAGCACCUCCCUUUUUUCACUUAGCAUUUUUCCUACCUCCAUGGUAUUUGUGAAAAUCCUUCACAUGCAAACACAUUCAAUGUGCUCUUCCUAACCUGCUCUUCAAACUGUUUGCUGCUACUGUAAGAAUGUGCUGUUCUAUCUUCAAUGUGUUUCGUGGACCCAUGCUAUGUGAAUUGUCUCCUAUGGGUAAAACAAGGGGGAAGAGAGUGAGGGCAGUGGGGAUGUUAUUUAAGGAAUGUAUGAGUAAGUAAGGGAAGUGCUUAAAAGGGAAAUGAAUGGAAAAUAGGUCAGUGUUCGAGGGCUGUGCUUGGGACUGAGGCUUCAGUGUUUACCAGACAUUGGUGAACACUGUUUGCUACUUUGUUUCUGAAAUGGAAAUACGGCCGAAUGUAAAGGGCUAUGACACAAGCCGCGGUGUCUAACCACCAGCAUGGUUUUUUCUACUGCAAGCAAAGGUCUCUGUGUGUGAGAAAUGGUUUACUGUUUUCUGUGUUCCUUUCAGAAAUAAAGAAAAAUCUAAUGUUUAAAGGGUGAAAGACUCCUGACUUUUCAAUCUGGAUUUUAUGUAUGAGAUGAUUAUGUUGUCUAAGCAGUAUUAUCCAGCUGGGAUCACUGUAUGUGCAAAAUACCAUUGUCUAAAGCUCAAGUACAACAUUCUUGAUGACAUUUUGUGACUAAACAGGGUGCACAAAUUAUAAAAGUGGUGUGACUCUUAUUACAAAAGUAUAUUUAUACAGGGGUGACCCGUUCAAACAAUCAAGCA